AUGGGGUCUGCUACAAUCAGUCUCGACCGUGAUACCUUCCUGCGCAGCAAUUUUGACUGGCGCCCCCUUCCAUCUAGUGUUGUUUCCGACCUGCAGCAAAGGCUGAAGGCCAUUGAAGGUCUGAUACGAGGUGGAGGCGGAGCACCUUCAUCGUUUCAGGACGAUGUCCUUACACCAAGUUCAAAUCCUACCGCAGCACGUUCCGAGUCACAAGCCGGCACUGUCCAUUCAACAACGCCACAUGUUCAGUCUCAUACACAUGGGGACUCUCAGGCUAUCGCACAAAUCUCCAAUGGACCAGAAGAGCACAAUGCAAUCGAUGGCCCGUCUUCUAACACCGCCUUCUUGCGCCAGAUACAAGGCUUGACCAGGAAUAUCACGGUCCCGUCCAUCAGUGACUGCAUCAAACAUGGCACAAUAACAGUUUCUCAUUCCUCAGCCCGGAGCAGACGUUUGCAAGCUGACCAGAUCAAAAACACCAAUGAGUUCAUAUUACCGUCACAGCCACACCUGGAAUCGCUCAUAAAUGAUUACUUCAGCCAUACAACUCUAUUUUUUCCAUAUGUUCAUGAGGCCGCUUUCCGAGCCGUCUAUGUUGAGUUGAAGAACUCUGGGUUCAAAUCAGCUCGGAGGACGUGGCUAGCGUUGCUCAAUAUGGUGCUCGCAAUCUCAGCGAAACAAUCGGCGCCUUCAUCUGAUUCGGAAUCGAAAACGGGACUCGACGAUACAGUCUACUACAGAAGAGCCGCCAAAUUGUGCAAUGACUACAUCUUCUGUGCCACAAGCCUUGAGAUGGUACAAUGUCUGUUGUUAAUGGCCUGGUAUCUGCAAUCGACUCAAGACUCGACGCGCACAUGGUUCAUACACGGAUUAGCUGUUAGGGCCGCCAUUUCUCUUGGACUUCACUCAGAUCUGGCUACCAAAGACUUAUCGGCGAUCGAAAAGGAGGAAAGGAUCCGUGUGUGGUACGGCUGUAUUGAUCUGGAUAGAACCCUCGGAUUAUCUUUCGGAAGGCCAUGGUCUAUUCCCAAGUCCUUCACACUCCUUCGCCGACCGUCUCCUUUCCUAACAGCCACUACUUCUUUGAUCGAUUUUGAGCCAAGAGCAAGCCGCGUGGACAAGCUCGGGGUUCUGUUCCUCAGAGAGUCCAUAGAAUUAAGCGACAUAGUUGUCGAUAUAGUUGCCACUCUUUAUGGGGACAAUCUGGGCUUCGCCAAACUCGAAAAUUCCCAAGGUUCACUCCCAAAGGUAAUAUCGUUGGUUGGUCGACUUGAAGCAUGGUGGGCUCAGGUACACCCGUCGGUGCGGUGGCACUCUACAAGCAGUGUGGAUGACAAUGCAGAAUCCCGUGCUGUUGAGGUCCUCAAAUUUAUGCUGAAGUUGGACUUUUUGAACGCCCAACUCUUACUUUAUCGCCCAGUUGUCUUCAUGGCCUCACAAGUGCAGACCACUGCGGAGGAAGAAGAGCACGCUCUAUUCCCAAAAAUUGUUCCAAUAUGCGUUCGGAAAAGUCUUCAUUGUGCAUGUAUGGUGGUUUCGAUACUUCAAGACCUACAAAAAUCGGGGAGCAGCUCUGGGGGGUCUCCCUGGCUCUCACUUUACCAAGUAUUUCACGCAGCCCUUUCUGCGUUCGCCGUUCUGUUGCUCAGGCCAGAUCUUCUGCCGUUGCCUCUACAUCAGAAUUUAUUCGUCCUGGAAAGGGCCGUAGAAGUCCUCGACAACCUCAGUCCCGGGAAUAAAAUGGGCCAUGCUUGUGCAGACUAUGUUCAGCUUUUGCUGUCUACGUUACGGAACACUGCUGGAGGUACAAGCAUUGGAAGAGCAGACAGCAACCUGGCAGCACAGCCUCAAGCACCACCAAACUCGGGAGUAAUGCUCCCACCGACUAGCAUGCCCACAUAUCCAGCAGCUCAAACUGACUUUGGUAAUUACGAAUUAGCAGAUAUUAAUCUUGCUCAAUUUUUCAGCCAGGACCAGAUGGAUUUCUUUGGUCUCGAUGGGAUUGAAAAUGGUUUGAUAUAGUGUUGAGACUCUUCACUUGACAUGCUUGUUGCUUUAUCAAGUCGGGUGUGUAUGAAGGCCAUGCACGACUGUGCAAUGAAUAGUGAUACCCAUUGAGGCAUUUAAUAUGAG
Exophiala oligosperma is the source of this 2133-nucleotide messenger RNA. RefSeq lists its product as uncharacterized. The record is from RefSeq and is a predicted model, not a curated record. Gene Ontology annotation, biological process: positive regulation of transcription from RNA polymerase II promoter by galactose; DNA-templated transcription. Gene Ontology annotation, cellular component: nucleus. Gene Ontology annotation, molecular function: RNA polymerase II cis-regulatory region sequence-specific DNA binding; DNA-binding transcription factor activity, RNA polymerase II-specific; zinc ion binding. NCBI's taxonomy places the organism in Eukaryota, Fungi, Ascomycota, Eurotiomycetes, Chaetothyriales, Herpotrichiellaceae. The coding region runs from base 1 to 2022 and encodes 673 amino acids. The transcript is spliced from 7 exons.